Messenger RNA from Vanrija pseudolonga, 186 nucleotides. RefSeq lists its product as uncharacterized. The transcript is spliced from 3 exons. The record is from RefSeq and is a predicted model, not a curated record. NCBI's taxonomy places the organism in Eukaryota, Fungi, Basidiomycota, Tremellomycetes, Trichosporonales, Trichosporonaceae. Bases 1 to 186 code for a protein of 61 amino acids.
AUGGACGUCCGCGGUGUAAACUUUGGGUCGGGCCUGAGUGGCUUUGUACGUACCACCCAGAACAUCAACCUGCACCCCUCCCCCUCCAACUGCCACACUCUGUGCACGAUGCCAUGCCACUCCAACGGACCCGAUCACGCCAACGCCAAUCGCGAUCGCAUCCCGCCUCGUUGCACUCCCGUAUGA